Molecule: messenger RNA, 1080 nt
Organism: Clonostachys solani
Lineage: Eukaryota; Fungi; Ascomycota; Sordariomycetes; Hypocreales; Bionectriaceae
Source: the annotation of a GenBank genome assembly
AUGGCCAGUCUUCAGCUCCCCGGCAGGCUGCAACAGUCUUUGAACGAUACAAAAGUAGAGUAUCGCCAACUUGGCAAAUCUGGACUUCGCAUAUCUGUACCUAUCUUGGGCUGUAUGGGCUUUGGCGACUCUCAGGCUAUUCCAUGGGCACUUGACGAAGACAAGGCGCUGCCGUUACUUAAGGCAGCCUAUGAUAGGGGGCUUAACACCUGGGAUACAGCCAACUCUUAUUCAAAUGGUGCUUCCGAGCGUAUCAUUGGUAAAGCCUUACAACAGUUUAGUAUCCCUCGUGCGAAGGUGGUGAUUCUCACCAAGUGCAAUUUUGCCGUGGGCGAAACCCCUGAGGAGCAGCAAUUUGCGUUCUACUCCGAGUUUAACAGAAGUAAGGACUAUCAAAACCAAUUUGGCCUCUCGCGUACAGCAAUUUUCAACCAGGUCGAAGCUUCAUUGAAGCGACUAGGGACUACAUACAUUGACCUACUACAAAUUCACCGCUAUGAUAAUUCGGUACCUAUCGAGGAAACUCUGAAAGCUCUUCACGAUCUUGUUCAAUCAGGCAAGGUCCGCUACAUUGGCGCUAGUAGCAUGUGGGCAACACAGUUCGCUAGGCUUCAGUUUUGCGCGGAACAAAACGGUUGGACGAAAUUCGUUAGCAUGCAGGACCAGUACAACUUACUCUAUCGAGAGGAAGAGCGUGAGAUGAUUCGGUUCUGUAAUGAAACAGGCGUGGGAGUUAUUCCUUGGGCUCCUUUGUGCCGUGGCCAUCUCGCCCGGCCCCCGUCUAGCUCCACGACGCGUGCCUCAACUGAGUCUGACCUCACGAGUGGGGGGCACGGUUCCUCUGAAGUCGAUAUCAAGAUUAUCGCACGGGUGGCAGAGCUUGCAAAAAAACACGAAUGGCCGAUGGCCCAUAUUGCACUUGCCUGGAUCAACAAGAGGGUCACAAGCCCUAUUAUCGGGUGCAGCAGCUUAAAAAGACUCGAUGAGGCUAUUGAAAGCAAUGGAAAAUGUCUAAAUAGCGACGAGGAGCAGUAUCUCGAGGAACUAUAUCAGCCCAGACCUAUCUGGGGACAUAUCUGA